This is a messenger RNA of Dicrocoelium dendriticum, 972 nucleotides long. NCBI's taxonomy places the organism in Eukaryota, Metazoa, Platyhelminthes, Trematoda, Plagiorchiida, Dicrocoeliidae. The record is from the annotation of a GenBank genome assembly.
AUGCGCUUUACAUGCGUGGUGGGAGGUGUGCUAUGGAUUCUGUAUGAGGAUCUGAACUACACGAAUUCCAUCUACUCCGUGAGUGAGUAUGUUCGAUCGUUAAACUAUAGUUUAUUGGUUGAACUUGAGAACCGCAUCGGUUGUUCGCACAAACUCCGCUGGUUGACGGAUGGCAAGCCGAUAGAGAGCCGUCGUGAGGGUAAGCGAAUGUCCACGUUCUCCGUGCAGUUGCCUGUUGCGUGCAUGCCCCUUGGUGAGUCUGCGGUAGAAAGAUACCGUCGAUUUUUCAGACAGUAUUUAUCAAUUGACCUAAUAAGCAGCGUGGUUUGUGACUCACCUGAAAUGAUGGGUGUCGUAUGUGUGCUAAUUGUGUGGUUGCGACAUACAUCUAUUAAGAAUGUUAACCGAAUUCCAUUGGUCAGAAACCCUGUCGGGUUAGCUUUUAUCACGUGUGCAUUGGUGACUGCACUUCAUUACGAAUACUUCCGUCGUCACGAAGGCGCCGUUGUGGAUCACGCAUUGGCUGAACUGAGUAAGCGGUACGGCCAAGUUGCUGGAUAUGCGAAAUGUGAAUGUGUGACAAACGGCCACCAGGGUUACUCAAUUGAGGUUGUACAUCAGCUGAAUGAAUUGCAAUUGGUAUAUGUGGAACUACAGCACCUGACGACUUUGUUAGAAGUUAUGUGCACAUGUAAUGAUGCAAAAGAAGAUCCUAUUGAAGGUGAUAUCAAAACUGGUCUCGAAACGCGAUUGCGUUUGUGGCCCGCUUGGGUGAUAUUUUCAAGUGGACGGUUGCUCUAUUGGCUGGCGCAGACUCUGGCCUGCGCUUCUUCAGAAGAUCGAUUCAACCAGCUGCAGGUGUGGAUCCCCGCCCUGUUGCGCACGAUAUCCUCCGACAUCACUCCACCAAGUGUGUCAGAAUUGUCGAAGCGCGUUUCUGUGGUACUGGAAGUUGUGCAACGGAUGAGAUGA